This is a messenger RNA of Ceraceosorus bombacis, 3673 nucleotides long. Lineage: Eukaryota; Fungi; Basidiomycota; Exobasidiomycetes; Ceraceosorales; Ceraceosoraceae. The record is from the annotation of a GenBank genome assembly.
AUGACGGCGCCAUCCACCUUGACCAUCAAUCUGCCGCCAACCUUUGUGAGCAGCUACUGGUCCGCUCCCUACAGGGUUGGAGUCAACUCGCUCUACACGGCUCUACAGCGCGGCAUAGACGAAGACUCGACCAUUCUGGCGCUAGCCGAGCACCGUGCUUCGCUUGAGUACAACACGGCAGAAGCUCUUUCUGCCCCAUUUCCAUCGCCAAACCUUCCUUCAUCGCUCUUUCGCGGGGCCAGGGAGGAAGUCAAGCCCCACACUGCUCUCAGCCAUGCCAUUCGAGCGUUAGAGCUCGAAGCUACCACUGCCCAGGCCCAGGCACACGGUGCUGUGGCUCACGCGCUGGAGCGCAACAUAUUGAUACCUUUUGGCAAAUGGAGCGACGAGCAUGUCAAGAGAGUGCGCUCAAGCUGGGAACACGUCAAUGCUACUGUCGAGCGUUUUGAAGCGCUGCAAGCAGAGGUGAGUGCGGGGCCGCCGAGAGAACCCGUCUGAAGAGAGAGGUCCACACCAGAUUGGCUUCUCAACAUGCGCAUCGUCGUGUUGUCUUCCCUCGCUCCCUGAUACAGGUUGAUCGGCUUCGCAGGAGUUAUGAGUCGAAGUGUCGCCAAGCAGACGAAGCGGAGGACGACGCUCGUUUUGCUGGUGGUUCCGUCUUGAGUCCACCGCCUUCUGCUACCGGGCACGUCAAUCUUUCAUCGCAGCAAAGCACUGCAGCUUCCAACGCUUUGCUUGAGAAGGAUGUUCAGAAAAGCUCAGAGCCUGAGUCCAUCGGUUUGGGCGAGGAGAAAGAUGGGCCUGAUGCUGCGUCAGCCGACCCAGAACGCUUGAAGCGUCGCGAGACGCUGCGCGAUCAAUUUGGCUUUAGACGCAAUCCAAGGAAGAACGAGGAUGGCAAGGACGACAGGUACACGACGCUACCUCUGUCUCCCCGAUCAGCUUCUGCAACCCUGCCUCCCUCGAACCCAACCUUCGAGAUGGGGAAUCGCUCAGUUAGCGGCGGCUCUGGCACCUUGACCCGCAGCGGUACCAUCACAUCCUCGUUAAGCGCAGCAAUCUCCCGUGCUACGGAAGCGCCUGCAUUUGCGACCAUUCGAGGAGCGCUCGGAGGCCUGAAUGAUCCAAGACACGUGCGCUUGCGCCGAGAUGCCGAAGCAGCCGAAGACCCUUACCGCACCGCGGUCCGCGAUCUUGAUCGUACGCGUCUUGGCCUUGAAGAAACGCUCAUGGAGCACUUCGGAUACGCUGAACGUUGGGAAAACGAGCGCGCGCGGGCGGUUCGCACAGGUGAGUGUGCGCACAUGAGCUUCCCGUCUUCGAUCACGCGAUUGAUGCGACCUCUUCGCUGUAUGCAGUGCUUCUCGCUUUCAAUGGCGCCUUCGACUCUCUGCUGCCGCAGACGGAUGUGUCGCUCAAGCGUUUACGAACACUUGAAAACAAAAUCAUCCCUGCACAGGCCAUUGGCUCGCUGAUCUACAACACCCGCACAGGACCCUUCUUGCCUCAGCCUGAAGUCUUCCACGGCUACUACAAUGGAGAGGCCAACUCUCUCGCAGGCUCCGGCAUCGCCACCUUUGGCAUGGACUUGGUUGCAUUCAGUCGGGCGGAGGCACUCGCUCACGAAGACUCUGAAGUUGAAGGCGAUGCCGGCGGGGCGUUGCGCGCUGGAAGCGGAAAGAAAGGAGCAUUGCCCGCGCUCCCCUUGGCUUUCUCUGCUCUUUUAGCAGCUCUCGACAGGGCAUACGAUGAUCCUGCUAGAUGGCCGGCUCCCUCAGCGAAUGAGGGCGAAGCAAAAGCGGGCACGCGCGAAACUGCCUUGCACGCUCACGAAGAGCGCAGGAAAGCCUGGCUCUACGACGUGCCUCUCGCUCAGUCGCAUGCUUGUCGGGAGGCCAUCAUAACGCACAUCACUCAAAGCGGUAAUCCUGGAGCUGAAGCAGGUGCAGGCAUAGAUGGUUUGCUGGCCAGAUUUGAUGCUCCUACGCUAGCUGCGACCGUCAAGAUCUGGGCUUUGGAACUGGCGGACAGCCUUGUCAGCAGGGAGGUAUGGGACCCCAUCAACAGCAUUUACGGAGCUGCUUCAGCUCAAGAGAGCGAAGCUGCAGCAGCAAAGGCGAGCAGCAAUGCAGCAAAUGCGGCAACCGACGCUGAAACUACCGCAAAAGAAGGAAGCCAGAGUAGAGAAGCCAGCGAUCACACCACGACACCUACGCUGGACAAAGGCAAGGGGCGCGUAGGCCUUGAUUCUGCUCUUGAGGAACGAAUCCGUAAAGGUAUUCUGGAGGACCUUGGUGUCGUGCUCAACCGCCUGCCAAAGCUUCACCUCGUCUGUCUAGAUGCUCUGGUCGGGCAUCUGUCGCGGUGAGUAGCUCGAUCCCGAACGGCGCGAUUCACUGUGGACUCAUCAUCAGCUCGUCUCUCCUCGCCUCAGAAUGAUUAAGAAGACGCCUACAAACGAAUCCAAUGGGAUCUACCUCAACAAAUUGGGCCUUGCGCUUGGUCGAGGUACGUCAGCUGCGAUCCCCGGGCUCAUGGUUCUCCCUGACAUACUCCAUUGCUUCGGCCUACUCUGGUCAACAGUCGUUUUGAGACCGCCUCGUGAAAAUGCCGCCACGAUCCCUUCCCGUGCGCCUACUCUUCUUGCAAUGGACCUCAUCGGGCACUAUGACGAGCUGUUACCUGCGCUGCUUAACCGCAAGACGCAGGAGGGCGAAAGCGCUCUUGCUAAGCAGCGCAAGAUGCCAGUUCGAAAACGCACGAAGCCCAUAGAUGUCCGUCCCACGCGUACUUCGCGUGGUCAGGGUAUCAUGGGGCCACGCGAGCCUGCACCGCCAGUGCCAGCAUUGCCAGCAAAGGAUGUCAAAGCAGGCCCUGGCGUUCCUGAGCUGCACCAGACCGCUAGUCCAGAGACAUCGCACAGCUCAAUCGGCACUGGAGGCUUAGCAUCGGCAGUGAGACCCGCGAUACAGACGUCUGAUGUGGCCAAGUCUCGACCGGAUCCUGCUUCAGCAGAAGCGCCGACACCUCUCUCGGAACGUGUGCUCGGCGUCGUUGGAGCUGGUGUCACGCCUGCAACCAGCACAGAGUCGCUUGCCCCAUCGACGAUCACUCCACGGCCUGGAUCGGCGGCAACGUCUAGCGAUGGAGGUAGCGCCUAUGGUACUCCAACCUCAGAAGGACCCACACAGCCUGUCCACAUCAAGAGUGCCACUACCACUACUGUUGACCCAUCUGCUGCGGCGGCGGCCGGCGCUGCUGCCUCGUCCAAUGUUGCGCGCUUGAGUCGUCAAUUUGGCAGCAUGGGCUCAGGAUCCAGUUCAACUGGUGCCAAUAAGGUGCGGGGUGCUCGCCCCAUGGGCUCUAGGCCGCCUGUAGCAGGCAGUGCGGCAACGCCUGCAACAAGCACUGCAGGCAAGCGGGAGUCUCGCGAUCUUGGACCGGACGGUGAAGGAUCGGCAAACAGGUGAGUUCCGAACUCGAUCACCUGGCUUGGAGCCGUGAGUCAGGCUUGGGCUUGCGUACCUCGUCGCGUCUUGGCGUACGUGACUGACUGCUGCUCGUUCUAACACAUCCUGCCUCUUUCAGACCACUGAGCGAGCGAAGGCGAUCUUGGAGCCGCACGAUGGAGCUCACCGACUCUGAUCUUGUGAGCGGCGACGAUGACAAUUAG